UACAAGUGCUUGAUGCAUAGUGUUGGUAGUUUUAUUUAUUUAGUUUUGAUCUAGAAAUCUCUAAAACCUAAAAAUGCCGAAGUAUUACUGUGACUACUGUGACACCUAUCUAACACACGAUUCCCCAAGUGUAAGGAAAACUCAUUGCACAGGACGCAAACAUAAAGACAAUGUGAAGUUUUACUACCAGAAAUGGAUGGAAGAACAAGCACAGCAUCUUAUAGACGCUACCACUGCAGCGUUUAAAGCAGGUAAAAUCGCGCAAAAUCCCUUCGGUAACAAGGGCGCAGCUAUACCGCCACCAUGGGACCCAUCAGUUAUGGGUCCGGGGGGACCAAGACCGCCUGUGCCUACUCCUGGUGGUCCACCGGGCAUGAUCCCGCCGCCGGCCAUGGGACCUGGCGGGCCGAUGGCCCCGCCUAUGAUGAUGGGUCCGCACGGUCCUAUGCCUCCAAUGAUGGGGAUGAGACCUCCUAUGAUGAUGGGAAUGGGGCCUAUGGGUCCGAUGGGACCUAUGGGACAAAUGCGGCCGCCGCUUAUGAACGGACCUCCUAUGAACAAAUAGUGAGUUGAGAAAGUGAAUGGACACUUGAGUGCAUACAUAACAUACAAUUAUCAAAAUUCUGAUAAGUUUUAGACAUAAAUAAAUAAUUUUUAUCAAGUA
Molecule: messenger RNA, 664 nt
Organism: Aricia agestis (brown argus)
Lineage: Eukaryota; Metazoa; Arthropoda; Insecta; Lepidoptera; Lycaenidae
Gene: snRNP-U1-C
Product: U1 small nuclear ribonucleoprotein C
Exons: 1
Coding region: 74-565 (163 amino acids)
Biological process (GO): mRNA 5'-splice site recognition; mRNA splicing, via spliceosome; spliceosomal snRNP assembly
Cellular component (GO): nucleus; U1 snRNP
Molecular function (GO): pre-mRNA 5'-splice site binding; zinc ion binding
Source: RefSeq, a predicted model, not a curated record